AUGACCGCUCUCCUGGCAGUCGUCCAGAAGCUCGAGGUCUUGGAAGAGAAGAUCGACGACAUCCCCGUGGCUGUCAGAGAAUCGCGCUUUCAGGACUUCAUCUAUGAGUUUGAGAAGCUGUCGCUGGCGCUCAUGGACCUCUUCAAGCAGGUCGAGGAUUUCUCAGCCAAGAGGCGUGCGGAUCUGGAGCACAUGAAGACUACCCAACUCUCCUACCAGUCUUGCGGUAGCCAAAUCGAAGAUGUGAUCCAGGCAACAAAGGCGGUGAAGGAGUCCUCUGCUCAAGCCGUGGCGCUGCUUCAGAAAUCGUUCAAAGAGGCCGUUCUGCGGUUCGCAGAAAUCACGAUCCUGGCCGUGGACAGUGGCUUCUCGAAGAUGCACUUCGAUGCAUUGGCAGAGCAGAUCGCCGAGGACCUGCGAGCAAACGAGUCCGAAAAGGACCUCUUCCUGAGUCAUGAGAGCCUCAGUAGGAGUCUGAAAAGUGUCAUUGUGGCAGAUCAGGAGGCUCGAUGGGGCUUCGAGUUUUGGUGUCUAAGGCGUGCAGACUGGAUGUCUGAUAAGUCCGGUUCGGAUGGCCGACACCCUUUGCGGCAGGUAUCGGGCAAGUAUCUGUUCACACCCGUCGCAGCCGACAUGCUUUUGGACUGGGCAAAGGCAGCGCUGGACGAUGUCCCACUCAAGUUCUCAAUCAGUCUCAAGGAUCUCUACAUGCAGAUCUCCUACAUGCAUCGCAAGUUCGCAUCCUGGGGCUUGCAGUCGCCGGACGAGCAGAAGCAGUUCGACGCUGACUGGGAAAGGAUGGCCUUCGACUUCGAGAACAUUCGCAAGAGCUAUGCGAUGGUGGAUUCCACGGAACGCGCCGUCGUGGGAAAGUUGCAGCUCUCCAGCCGGCUAUUGGAU
Symbiodinium sp. CCMP2456 is the source of this 900-nucleotide messenger RNA. NCBI's taxonomy places the organism in Eukaryota, Dinophyceae, Suessiales, Symbiodiniaceae. The record is from the annotation of a GenBank genome assembly.